AAAGUGAAUUUGCAAAAAUGAUUAAGGCCGUGGCUGUUCUUGUCCUGCUGUGUGGAAUCAGUGCGGGCUAUUCAAUCCCUAUGCAAAAUGCUUUCAUGUACUACCAGCAACCAAUGGGCUAUAUGUAUCCUCGGCAAUCCAUGUAUGGAAUUCACUAUCAGAACCAGCAACUCAGGAAUCAAGGUCGUUCGGCUGGAGUGUCUGCCUUCGCUGCUGGAAACAACAUUGCUACCGGAACGUAUCUGAAAGAUUGCCAAAACACAGAUGAUGAAAGUGCUGCUCAGGACUCUAACGUGCAGUCUGUGGCCGAAGCAUACCCAGAAGAACAGUUCCCACUGGAAGACGUGCCUCAGGACGAACAGUUCCCAUUUGAACACGUGCCUCAGUAUGAUGUCCCUACUGUUCAUGAGGUAGAAGCAGAAGAACCCAUCGCUUAUGACCCAGUUGCUGCUGCUCCAGCUGUCCCAGCCGUGAUCCCAGACAAGAAGAAGAAGGUAACCGUUCAACUGGACUCUGACGAGGAAGAGGACCAGGACACUCCUCAGGUCAGUCGUCGCGGUGCUACUCCAAGUGUGUAUUUCCCUAUCAACUUCGGAAGCACUAGUGGUGCAGCCAUUGCUAUUUCCAACUCGUUCAGUACCGGUAAGGGAGGAUCGGCCGUUAGCACUGCAACCGCCUAUGGAAGCCCAGCAGCCGCUGAGCUGAGAAGAACUGCUCGAGUCCAACUGAAGAAAAGACCUGCCAAGCUGCGGGUUGGACAGUAUUAGAUUUCAAGUACCGCACUGUGCUAGUAGCUCAGUUUUUCAAGUGA
Molecule: messenger RNA, 811 nt
Organism: Ochlerotatus camptorhynchus
Lineage: Eukaryota; Metazoa; Arthropoda; Insecta; Diptera; Culicidae
Exons: 3
Coding region: 18-767 (249 amino acids)
Source: RefSeq, a predicted model, not a curated record